Messenger RNA from Triplophysa rosa, 1104 nucleotides. RefSeq names its product T-complex protein 1 subunit beta-like. Gene Ontology annotation, molecular function: ATP binding; ATP hydrolysis activity; ATP-dependent protein folding chaperone. Lineage: Eukaryota; Metazoa; Chordata; Actinopteri; Cypriniformes; Nemacheilidae. The record is from RefSeq and is a predicted model, not a curated record. Gene Ontology annotation, cellular component: chaperonin-containing T-complex; cytosol. Gene Ontology annotation, biological process: protein folding. Bases 88 to 1104 code for a protein of 338 amino acids. The transcript has 11 exons.
CGGACGGAACCGGUUCGUCUUGUCGCGCGCUUCACUAAUACUGCUCUUCCUGUCGCGUGCGGAUUUUCAGCACACCCCAGAAUCACCAUGGCGUCUCUAUCAAUGUCCCCCAUGAACAUCUUCAGACACGGAGCUGACGAGGAGAAGGCCGAGACCGCUCGACUGUCUUCAUUCAUUGGUGCCAUUGCUAUUGGAGAUCUGGUGAAGAGCACUCUGGGUCCUAAAGGAAUGGACAAAAUCUUAUUGGGCAGAGGUGACGUCACAGUGACCAAUGACGGAGCAACCAUCCUGAAAGCCAUCGGUGUUGAUAACCCUGCGGCUAAAGUGCUCGUGGACAUGUCUAAAGUUCAGGACGAUGAGGUGGGUGAUGGGACGACGUCGGUUACAGUGCUGGCCGCUGAGCUGCUGCGGGAAGCCGAGCUCCUGAUCGCCAAGAAGAUUCAUCCUCAGAUCAUCAUCGCCGGAUGGAGGAAGGCCACUCAAGCCGCCCGUGACGCCCUCAGAGAGGCAGCGGUGGAUCAUGGGAACGAUGAUGCUAAAUUCCAGGUGGAUCUGAUGAACAUCGCCCGCACAACUCUCUCAUCCAAGCUGGUCACUCAUCAUAAAGAUCACUUCGCUAAUCUGGCCGUAGAAGCCGUGCUCCGACUCCGAGGCUCCGGCAAUCUGGAGGCCAUUCACGUCAUCAAGAAACUCGGAGGCAGUUUGACCGACUCGUACCUGGACGAAGGAUUUCUGUUGGACAAGAAGAUCGGCGUCAAUCAACCCAAGAGGAUCGAGAACGCUAAAAUCCUCAUCGCCAACACCGGGAUGGACACGGACAAGAUCAAGAUCUUCGGCUCCAGGGUGCGCGUGGACUCCACGGCAAAGGUGGCCGAGAUCGAGAUGGCCGAGAAAGAGAAGAUGAAGGAGAAGGUGGAGAGGAUCCUCAAACACGGCAUCAACUGCUUCAUCAACAGACAGUUGAUCUAUAACUAUCCCGAGCAGCUGUUCGGCGCCGCCGGUGUCAUGGCCAUCGAACACGCUGACUUUGUGGGAGUGGAGCGUCUGGCUCUGGUCACAGGGAUGGGUGAUAUGGCCCUAAAACGCUAUCAAGAUAAUUCCUGA